CAGAAAACCUCGUAGCGCGAGACAAGAGCGUCUUUUCAAGUUUGCAGCAGCUACUUAGGAAGUUUUUCUCUAUGUGCACGUAGGUUUGAUGAGCACGGUCACAGCGCAGUAUCACUACAGCGUAUUUUUCUAGUUUUAAGAAUGGCGGCGCUCACGUGGAAUAAUGCGAAGAAUCGAAGUCUGCUGGCUUGGCGUCAAAGCUUGAGUUCCGCUGUCUCGAAGCAUCUCCCAGGCGCUAGCCUCACCGACUACGAAGCGUCCUGCAUUCUACUACGACACAAGGACUGCGCCGGUUCUUUCAAAAAGGAAAAAUGCAGCGCAGAACCUCAUCAAGAGCUUCAUUCGGGACCCUGGAUGGACGAAAGAGUAGCCGCUUUGGGCAAGGCUUUCGGCUCGUCUCCGGAAAGUGCGAAGCAAUGUUUGCUGCUGAAUGGCAACGUCCUGAGCUGGUCGGCGCAGGACAUUCUGCGGCAUUUCCGUAGUUUGGAAGUACUCGGCGUACCGCCCGAAGAUGCGUCUUGUUUCUUCACUGAGGAACACCGGCGAGAAGUGCAGCAAGGUUUGGAGAAGGCGGUGCGCCCCCCAGGCCCGCCGCCGCCGAGGAUGGCCACAACGAAACCCACGGGCGCAGUGCAGAGUGGCAGUGGUGGGAAGGUGCAGGAAGAUGAUACUGGAAAGCCAAAACUUCAUCAGGACAAAGCAGCUAGUGCACAGAAUAUUGAGCAGCGCGAAAGUGCUGAUACGGAAACUCAAAUUGGUAAUGCCACUUAAGCACUGAGUAUACAAAAUGAU
This is a messenger RNA of Amoebophrya sp. A120, 792 nucleotides long. The record is from the annotation of a GenBank genome assembly. Lineage: Eukaryota; Dinophyceae; Syndiniales; Amoebophryaceae.